Rosa rugosa (rugosa rose) is the source of this 444-nucleotide messenger RNA. RefSeq names its product probable caffeoyl-CoA O-methyltransferase At4g26220. Bases 1 to 444 code for a protein of 147 amino acids. The record is from RefSeq and is a predicted model, not a curated record. NCBI's taxonomy places the organism in Eukaryota, Viridiplantae, Streptophyta, Magnoliopsida, Rosales, Rosaceae. Gene Ontology annotation, molecular function: S-adenosylmethionine-dependent methyltransferase activity; O-methyltransferase activity. The transcript has 3 exons.
AUGGGCAUGCUCUUGAAACUUGUGAAUGCAAAUUGGACGAUUGAAAUCAGAGUUUUUACUGGCUACUCGCUUCUCCUCACUGCCCUUAGGAUUCCUGAUGAUGGCAAGACUACAGCCAUAGGCAUCAUCCGAAAAACAUACGAAAUAGGCUUGCCAAUCAUCAAGGAAGCCAGUAUGGAACACAAAAUUGGCUUUAUCGAGUCCUCAGCUCUCCCUAUUCUCGACAAACUCUUAGAAAAUGUAGCGCAGGAAGGGAGUUUUGACUUUGCUUUUGUUGAUGCUGACAUGAACAACAAUUGGAAUUACCACAAAAGGCUAAUUAAACUGAUCAAGAUUGGUGGAAUAAUUAUCUAUGAUAACACACUUUGGGGAGGGACAGUUGCUUUACCUGAAGAAGAUGUUCCUGAGACCAAAAGGGAAUGGAGGCUAUAUAUGUGCAAUUGA